CCCCCGGGAGCCGGGAGUGACGCGCUCGGCAGCGCCGGCCCCUCUCCCCGGGCAGCAGCUGGUUGUCAGCCUCUCCGGAGCUCCGCCAGCCCGGGCCCCCUCCCUCCGGCCCUCCGCCCCGCCGGGCUGGCGCAGGCCCCCAGGCUCCAGGCCCCGCUCCAGGAUGAGACAUCGGUGAGCAGCGAGGACUUUGAUAUGAACGACUCCACAUGGAUCUCAGCUGACCAGCACCUGAACUCCAGCCUGAGCCCCAGCCAGGACGAGAGCAUGCGCAGCCCGCAGAACCUGCACGGCCAGGAGGAUGAUGACUCCUCCUCAGAGAGCUGCAGCGGGAAUGGCUCCUCCACCCUGAACCCCUCCACCUCCAGCAGCACGCAGGGCGACAGCGCCUUCCCCGAAAUGAACGGCAAUGGCACCACGGCCCCCAUGGACUUCACUGCCUCUGCCGAUGACCAACCCAUCAACCUCUGUGACAAGCUGGCCCCUGCCCAUGUCACCCCCUCCUACCAGUCCGACAGCUGCAGUGCCGACGGGCUGCGCAGCAGGGUCAAGUACGCGGUGAAGACCACGGCAGAGUCCCCUCCAUACAGCUCUGGCAGCUAUGACUCCAUCAAGACAGAGGUGAGUGGCUGCCCCGAGGACCUGACCGUCGGCCGAGCCCCCACGGCUGAUGAAGAUGAUGAUGACCACGAUGACCAUGAAGACAACGAUAAGAUAAAUGACUCGGAGGGAAUGGACCCAGAGAGGCUAAAGGCCUUCAAUAUGUUUGUGCGCCUUUUCGUGGAUGAGAACCUGGACAGGAUGGUUCCCAUCUCCAAGCAGCCCAAGGAGAAGAUCCAGGCCAUCAUUGAGUCCUGCAGCAGGCAAUUCCCCGAGUUCCAGGAGCGGGCACGCAAACGCAUCCGCACCUACCUCAAGUCCUGCCGCCGCAUGAAGAAGAACGGGAUGGAGAUGACCAGGCCCACACCACCACACCUGACCUCGGCCAUGGCAGAGAACAUCCUGGCAGCCGCCUGUGAGAGCGAAACGCGGAAAGCAGCCAAGAGGAUGCGGCUGGAGAUCUACCAGACCUCCCAGGACGAGCCCAUCGCUUUAGACAAGCAGCACUCCAGAGACUCCACAGCCAUCACCCACUCCUCCUACUCACUGCCAGCUUCAUCUUACUCCCAAGACCCGGUCUACAUCAACGGAAGCCUGAACUACAGCUACCGUGGCUACGGGUCCCUGGGGGGCAGCCUGCAGCCACCCACAUCCCUCCAGACAGGCAACCACAGUAACGGUCCGACCGAUCUCAGCAUGAAAGGUGGGGCCUCCAGCACAGCCCCCUCCAACAGCACCAGCAGGGGAAUGCAGGCUGCCCAGCUCAGCCCCACGGAGAUCAGCGCCGUGCGGCAGCUCAUCGCCGGCUACCGAGAGUCAGCGGCCUUCCUGCUGCGCUCUGCAGACGAACUGGAAAACCUCAUUUUACAGCAGAACUGAGUCCCCGUGUCCGCGUCACUCCUCUGUCGAGAAGACAAUUUGUAUCUGCUAGAAAGAGGCUCCCGGAGACGUCCUGCUCAGGACCGGCAUCGUCCUCCCGUGAAGCGGCGGGUACACGUAGUUUUAGAAAGUGGCAUCCAAAAGACCUGUUUUGUUUUACACUCCAAGCACCUGGGACUUCAGGCACAAGGACACGUUUUUUGAACCCUACCAACACCCGUGCGUCCGGCCGAGCAGAAGCCAAACCUACGGCUUGGAAGGAUGUGGGACUUUGAAGGGCAGAAGGGAGCCUGGGGAGGUUUGGGGCUGCAGAUGUAUUUAGAAUAACCUUUGUGGACCCAAAUGUUAGAUUCCUGUCCCCAGAUAAUUUCCGAGUCUUAGGUGAGCUGAAUCACAUAUUUAUUGAGAAAUGGACCCUCCUCCCCCCUUAGUAAUUUAUUUUUCUGAAAAUGGAUUCUUUUGAGUUUGUACAGAUUGCCAGUUUUUUUUUUUUUUUUUUUGUCUGUCUGAUCAGAAGGAGUUUAUUCCUGUGAAAUAACACAUUCCAUAUCACUACACGACUGAUGUCCAGGCAGCUCUGCCUGUUUCUCUGGGGAGCCCAUGGGGAGCAAGUUUGCCAUCCAGCCCCCAGACCUGGAGGCUGCUCAGCCUCUGGUAGGCGUAGGUGGCAGCUGCCAGCAGAGUGAGUGAGUGUCCUGCUCAGAGCCUUGUCCUGAGCUGUCCCGUAGCAGCAGUGGGGUCUGCACCCCCUGAGAGCCUCAGCAGGCUCAGCAGACCUCCAGCUAGAAGGACGUCUUGUACUCAUUUAAGUCACUGCAGAUCAGAGAAGGAAAGAAGGAAGGAAAUCACCUGAGAAACACUGUCUGUCGGUCACCACCCGUACUCUACCUCACACUCCAUUGUGGGCUUCUUCCAGGACUGUCCCAGCUGGGCCUGGGGGAUGGGGAGUGUCACAGACCCGUGGACCAUGCUGAGGAGGUUGGGACUGCUGCUCCCCCAGCCCUGGCUCUGGAACCAACCCUGGGACAACCCUGGAGGAGCUGCAGGGCUGCAAUAAAGGCUGCAAUAAAAGCUGCAAUAAAGGCUGCUGCCAGGGCUCUGCUGAGUCCCACCAGCCCCCUGUGGCUUGGCAGAAGUUGGAGAUGAGCAACGUUCAGCAGCAGAACCCACCAAGUCCUCCCCAGGGCCCGGGAUCCUCCCUGCUCACAGUCCUGAAACAAGCCCACAGUUCCCAAAGUGUGGAAGAACCGUCACCCGAUGACCAUGGCCCUGUUACCACCCCCACCCCGAUGAUGCACUUCGUUUUGCUCAGUGCAAUACCUCCUACCAGUGCUGCUAACCCCAGGGCCUGCGCUGGGGCACAGAACCCAACCCAGCCCACACCGUGCUCCGGAACCACCAGAGCAGCAGAGCCACUGCCGGGCCCCCCCGCUGCCCCCAGUCCCUGCCCGGGCAGGAGCCCUCACCACCAGAGAUGAAUAUGAGAAGUGUGAACCCCUAUAGGCUCCUUUUCAAGGUAGAUACUUUCUCUCUUUGGAGACAGCUUCUUUUUUUUUUUAAUUAUUUUUCCUCUUUUUUGGCUGCUGCGAGCCGGUGGCUGCCGUGCCCUGGGGGUGUCUGGUGCCACCGGUGUGGGCUGGAACUCGGUGGCAGUGGCUGCUCCCAGCCAGGAGCAGACCCGGGCAGUUCCUCAGUAGCUGAUAAACAGAGUUCUGUACCCCCCACACUGGAAGAGAAGCAAAACCUCUGCCCUGCUCCUCGUCUUGCCCUGAGAAGCCUCCGGCUCCUGCAGCAGUGGGGAUGAGCCUGGCACUCACUGUUUUCCCCAAACCUUCAACUUCCCGUGGCAUUUGGAGAAAAGGGACCCAGCCCCGGCCGUGGGGUGCAGUCAGGGGGUUCAGUGCAGAGGUGGGGUCAGACCUGAGGGGUGCCUGGGCUGGGCAGCCCGUCCUCCCCCUGCCCGCUGCAGGCAGGGAGUGGGGUGGGGGCUGUCAGCAGCCACUGAACCGACCCCCCCUGAGCCAGGGAUCAGCCUCAGGCUUUCCCCAGCACUUCCCGAGCCCGCUCGGUUUGUCCACAGCAUCCUCCCAUACUUGGAAUUUAUGUAAAUAUUUAUUUUUGUGUGAAUACCAUGAAGUAACAAACUUCUGACAAAAAAACCCAUGUCACCACAGCCAUUUGUGACAGUCUUAACGUUAAGGAAGGAGAGGCAGAGACAAUCCCUGUCCCGGAAUUCCCUCUCCAUGCUAUCCCACCCCAGUCGGUGCCUCCUCCCGGCAGAGGCCAUGGAGAACGUUCAGCCAUACGUUUGCCAUCACUUUACUGAAAAAAA
Calypte anna (Anna's hummingbird) is the source of this 3811-nucleotide messenger RNA. It is a transcript of the gene NOL4L, whose product is annotated as nucleolar protein 4 like. The record is from RefSeq and is a predicted model, not a curated record. Bases 196 to 1479 code for a protein of 427 amino acids. The transcript has 8 exons. Lineage: Eukaryota; Metazoa; Chordata; Aves; Apodiformes; Trochilidae.